CAUACAUAGUUGAUUUCGCUUAAUCGGGACAACCGCUUAUUAGGGACAAAUCCUAAAGAACGAAAACAAAACAAAGGAAAUAACAAAUUUACUCCGAUUUUUCGGGACAAUAUUCCGUUUAAUCGGGACAAUAAACGUGUGUCCCGUUACGCCUGGGAUUCACACGUGAAUAUUGAGCGCUGCAGUGGAGGUUCUAUUUGACAUCAUUGCUGUGUAUAAGCGUAUGGUCGAGUUAACGUAAAUUCAGUCAUUAAAGUGUAAAUCUAGUAUAAAGUUACUGAUAUAUCCCUUACCAAGAUGCCGAGAAAGGAUUUGACACUUAAAAAUAAAAUUGCUAUCCUAAAUAAAAUUAAAAACCAUCCAAGUAACACUAGCCUUCGUCAGCUUGCUGAGAUAAUUAAUGUGCCAAAAUCUACAAUAUCGCGGCUCUUAAAAGAUGAAAAACAACUGCACGACGAAUGGAUGUUACAUGCAGAAAAACCGGGAACGUCUAAACGAAAACGGGAGGGUAAGGAUCCAGAUGUAGAGGAGGCGCUAGAUCAAUGGUUUUCGGUAGUUACUCAGCGAGGUGUGAAUAUCAGUGGUCCAAUUUUGAAGGCAAAGGCAGAAGAAUUCGCCAAAAAGUUGGACCACAAUGAUUUCAAAGCAACUUCUGGUUGGUUGUCUCGUUGGAAAACGAGACGCAACAUCAAAUUUAAAUCAAAAUCACAAGAACUUAAUUGUCCUAGAGUUUCAACAAUUGACAGUAAUUUACCAUGUUAUGACAAGAAUGGAGAUUGGGAGGACGCAAUUAUCGAAGGCAUUAAAUCAAAAAAUCAUGAAAAUCUUCCUGUUCCCAUAACUAACCAAGAGGCAAAACAAUGUAUUGAUAGAUUACAGCGUUAUUUUAUGCAGGAUGAAAACGAAGGGAGUCCUAUAUUAGCAAUAAAUAUCUGCGCUGAUUUUGUACAACUGCAAUCUCGCAAAUCCUUCCAGAAGACCUAAUUUAAUUUAAGUUUGAACAAUACAAUUUUUCUUUCAGAAUUUAUUAUAUAUAUAUACAUAUUUAUUGUUUCAGAAUUGAUACCAUUUUCU
Nicrophorus vespilloides is the source of this 1074-nucleotide messenger RNA. Its product is annotated as tigger transposable element-derived protein 4-like. Gene Ontology annotation, molecular function: DNA binding. Gene Ontology annotation, cellular component: nucleus. The transcript has a single exon. The coding region runs from base 298 to 984 and encodes 228 amino acids. The record is from RefSeq and is a predicted model, not a curated record. Lineage: Eukaryota; Metazoa; Arthropoda; Insecta; Coleoptera; Silphidae.